AUGGCUGCUCGAGCCCCGUGGCGCUCCCUCUUCCAAUCCCAUCUGACUCAAAACUCCUCUACCUCAUUUACGCUAUCGACCGUCGGGUAUGACUCUCAGAGCAGGCCAGUUCCGCGCUCUCGGACCUGUGAAUUUCGCGGUUUCUGGCCGAGCCCAAAACUCCAUGAAAGCGCAGCCGAGGCGCUAACGAACCAGGGCGUGGGGCAGAACCCUGCGGUGUACGACAGCGACAUGAUCUCUCUGACGACCGAUAUUCGGAUGGAGAAAGUCAGUCAGAUCAAUUCAUCUGGGAAUAUCGUUGAGGGUGUGUUCUGGUUGACGGAUGUUGGGAAUCAGUGGCGGGUGAAGGGGGAGGCGUUUGUGGUUGGGGACCCGAGUGGUGGGACGCAUGAGGAGGCGGCCAGGAAGGAGAUCCAGAAGGGAGUGAGACGACAAGGAAAUGAUGGAGAUGCGAGUGAUUGGGACUGGGAAAGGCAGGUAACGACGUAUUUUGCGAACCAUUCGCCUGCUAUGAGAGGCACGUUCAAGAAUCCUCCACCUGGUCAGCCUAGGUCCCAGGAGCCCGCUGAUCCCAGUUUGAGAUUGGGCCAAGAGGUGGAGGAUCUUCAAGAUCCUGUUGCGCGUGGCAACUUCAGGGUGGUUAUUAUUCGUCCGAAUGAGGUUGAGCGUCUAGACAUAUCGGAUCUUCAGAAUGUGCGGCGCGUGAGAUGGACUUUUGUCCCGGCGGACAAUCAAGACGAACAGGGAGAGUGGGUUGAAAUGGAAGUGUGGCCGUGA
This is a messenger RNA of Aspergillus alliaceus, 777 nucleotides long. RefSeq lists its product as uncharacterized. Gene Ontology annotation, molecular function: FMN binding. The coding region runs from base 1 to 777 and encodes 258 amino acids. The record is from RefSeq and is a predicted model, not a curated record. The transcript has 2 exons. NCBI's taxonomy places the organism in Eukaryota, Fungi, Ascomycota, Eurotiomycetes, Eurotiales, Aspergillaceae.